UCUGGGCACAGGUGUGUGACACUGCAGAGUGGCACAGGUGGGUGCACUGCUGGGCACAGGUGGGUGAUCUGCUGGGCACGGGUGGGCGGAGCUAGUGGGGGCACUGCUGGGCACAGGAGGGUGGAACUUGCUGGUGGCACUGCUGGGCACCGAUCAUCAGGGCACUGAUCAUCACUUGAGGAAAGUGCAGCCGAGAACCGGCACUUGCAUUUCCCUGUGAUCAGCGUGUCAUUGGACACCGCUGAUCACGUGGUAAAAGGCCGCUGUGAUUGGCCUUUUACCACAUCACGUGAUCAGCUGCGUCUGUAGGACACAGC
Staurois parvus is the source of this 317-nucleotide messenger RNA. The record is from the annotation of a GenBank genome assembly. Lineage: Eukaryota; Metazoa; Chordata; Amphibia; Anura; Ranidae.